AAUGGUUCUAGUGUUUCAUCAGAUGUUGGUCUCCGCUCUGUUAUACCUCACUAACAAAUUGAGGUUUAUCAAAGAUACUCUUCUGCCUCCUGAUACAAACAACAGUCGUGGUGUUGAAUUUUCAUCCUCAGCCCAGAAUGCUUUAACGGAGCUAUGGUCGCAGUCAAAUCCUGCAUCGUUUACUAAGAAUGCAGAGAGAUUGCUACGAUGUCUUUUGCCUCAAGCGGCUGAUGUUCUUCUAUUUAUUCUUAAUCCUGAGAGCAGUGAUUUAGAAGCUUUUGCCAAAGAUUCAACAAAUCCAGUUAUAUUACCCAAAUCAGGCAUAGCAAGUAAUAUUUGUGAAUUCAAAGAAAUAGUUCAAGUACAACAUCUAGAUGAUGAUGACCCGUUUGCAUCACUGAUGCCAUCAACUGUAGACUGUAAUUCAUCAAAUCAAGUAACAUUAUUGCCGUUAUUGGAUAAAGAUGAUCGCCUAGUUGGCCUAGCGUCUAUUGUGUGUAAAUCUUCUGAGAAUUUUCUGCCAACUCUGGAAUUUGCAAGAAAUCAGAUUGUUCAUAGCUUAGAUCAUAUGUUGAAAUUUCAAAUUGAGCACUGCAAGUAUCAAAGACAGAAGACCUUUCUGGAGAUGUUUGGAAGGUCACUAGAAACAGGCGUGGGGCCAUUUUGUGAAAAGUUAGAAAAAUAUGUGACGUCACAAGUCAGUGUUGAAGCUACAGUAGUUUUGAUUGUUGAUGAAACAUCUGGAGAACUCUAUAAUAAGACUGAAUCUGAUGAUGCUCUUCAUGAAAAACGAAUUGAGGCAGCUGGUAGUAUAUUUGAGGACACAAUCCAGUCUGGGAGUUUAUUUAAUGCUUAUGAUAUUAAAAAGACCUCAAGACAAAUGCACGACAUUGGUAGCAUAACAGACGUCCAUGUCAAGUCCAUCCUAUGUGCACCAGUGGUCUGUGGUACAACAAACAAUGUCAUAGCUGUUAUCUGUGCAUUUAACAAGAGGCAUCCAGCAUAUAGAUUUUCUAAGGCCGAUGAACAUAACCUUAGAUUCUGCUGCUCCAACAUCGCAGCACUUCUAGAGAACACACUAGAAUGGGAGAAAGAAAUGGUCAUCAAGCGACAACAAGAGCAUCUCUUAAAAGUAGCACAAAAUUUGUUCAGGCAUGUAGACGAAGUUAGUGUUCUUCUCAAUGAGAUUAUGACAGAAGCGAAAAACCUUACAAAUGCUGAGAGAUGCUCGUUGUUUCUCCUCGAUCGAGAACGAGACGAACUAGUGGCGAAAGUGUUUGAUGGUGAAAUACCAAGCAAUCAGGCUUCUCGAGAUCUGAGGAUACCAACGAACCAAGGGAUUGUGGGGCAGGUAGCCAUGACAGGAAAGCUGUUGAACAUCAAGGAUGCUUACACCCACCCACUAUUUUACCGCGGCCUUGAUGUGAAAACAGGGUUCAAAACGAGGAACAUUCUGUGCUUUCCUAUCAAAGACGAUGAUGGUGUUAUUGGAGUUGCAGAACUCUGUAACAAAGCCAAUGGCAAAUGCUUUACGAAGUUUGAUGAAGAUUUGACGAGAGCUUUCGCCAUCUACUGCGGAAUCAGUAUAUUUCAUUCCAUGUUAUACAAACGAGCGGCCACCGCCUGGCACCGAAGCCAAGUCUGUAGCGAGCUGAUGAUAUACCACAUGCACGUUUCUGAGGAGGAGCUCCAGAGACUCACAGCUCACGAGAUAUCUUCACCUGAUGAGGAAAUUCCUCAUGGGUUCGACAAGUUCAGCUUUGCGCCGCGCACUAUCCAAAUGGAAGAGACUGUUAGGGCCGCGCUAUACAUGUUUGACGACUUAGGGAUAAUUGACAGAUGGAAAAUUCCUCGCGAUACGCUGAUAAGGUUCACGUUGAUGGUUCGCAAGGGAUAUCGGGAUCCCCCGUACCAUAACUGGACGCACGCGUUCACGGUCGCUCAUUUCUGUUAUCUUCUUCUGAAGAAUUCGCAUAUGGAAAGCAAACUACAGGACAUCGAAAGGAUGGCUCUGUUUGUCGCCUGUUUGUGCCAUGACCUAGAUCACAGGGGGACAAACAACGCAUUCCAAGUUUCCUCGAAUUCUACACUCGCGGCUCUUUACAGCUCUGAAGGUUCUGUCAUGGAGAGACAUCAUUUCGCACAGACAGUGUGCAUACUCAACUCUUCUGGGUGUAACAUCUUCAAAAACCUCACGGAGUCGGAAUUCGAGAAAGUCCUGGAUUUGAUUCGUUACAUCAUCCUGGCCACAGAUCUAUCCCAUCACCUUAGGAUUCUGAAGGAUAUCAACAAUAUGGCGAAAGAGGGUUACAAGGCUGACCAAGUGGAACACCGCAAUCUACUCCUCUGUCUCAUGAUGACCUCAAGUGACUUAUCGGACCAAACCAAGUCCUUCGAGGGAACGAGAAAAAUCGCCGAUCUGAUUUACACCGAGUUCUUCAGCCAAGGAGAUCUGGAAAAAGUUAUGGGAUUCACCCCGAUGGAGAUGAUGGAUCGCGAACGUGCGUGCAUCCCAAAACUCCAGAUAGACUUCUUAGAAAACAUCGCCCUUCCAGUCUACAAAGUUCUUCACGAGCUUUUACCGGAGACCAAGGAGGUGAUAGACACUGUUCACAAAAACAUGGAGUGCUGGCAGGCGAUAGAAGAGAAAGAAAGACAGACAAGAGAAAACGGACAGGACAGCGGACAUACCGACGGACAGGACGCCGUCAAUGGCGUUGUCAAUGGUUCCUCUUCAGAUGUGCACGAAUAGACCCGCCCCAUAUGGGAUGGUUUGCGGCCUUUAUGUUUUAAAAGGCAGCCCGGAAAAGAUAUGAGCAUGGGACUUCUUCUUUCAGUACUUUCAGUCAGACUGGUGGGUAUAUACCUAUAAGAUGGCAUUUGCAUCGGGGCUAAACGCCAGAAAUAGAAAUUCACAUGGGAAGAUAGUUAAGAUUGAGGAUAGAUAAAAAGAGGGGGAGGUAUAGUGAAAUGAAGUGAUAUGUGUAGGUUAGUUGUUUACAGUACGUGUCAGUUAUGCAAGAAAGAAAAAAGUGAAAAUUCUUCCUGUUAUCUCAUAAUAAUCGGUGUGGGUCGAAGUUCCAAAAGUCAUAUUCUUCCUGUUAUCUCAUAAUAAUCGGUGUGGCUCGAAGUUCCAAAAGUCAUAUUCUUCCUGUUAUCUCAUAAUAAUCGGUGUGGCUCGAAGUUCCAAAAGUCAUAUUCUUCCUGUUAUCUCAUAAUAAUCGGUGUGGCUCGAAGUUCCAAAAGUCGUAUUUAACAAGGUGGCUUAAAGGGGCCAGUUUACUUCCGACGGCAACCUCAACCGACAAGACACAAAAUAAUCUAUUAGAAUCCGCGCUAUUUAACAGGCCAUCCGCUCUAAAUUAUCAGUCACAUCCUCAAAGAACAUGCAAUAGACAAACUGCUUUUAUAAUCUUGAAAUAUUUUCCGUAAAAUAAUAUUGUUACGUAAUCGACCGGAUGGAAACUGAUGUCAGUGCGGCAGGAAAACGUGACGGUACGCUUUAUGUGAAGUUACGAACUUGUGAUAAAUGUCACUUCUUUCUUUCUUAUUAUAUAUAGAUACUCAUAAAAAUAAUUAUACCAUAUAUACCAUAUACUUUUUUUUUUGCUUUAGCACAAACAUAUCAAUCACAAUUUUUCAUGACAAUUUCAAAUUAAAAAAGAGAUAUAAUCCAGAUUAUAGUAAUUAUUAAGUUUUAUAUACUAAGUUGUAUUGUGAAGUAGCAGCCGUUGACAAAAGAAGGGAUUUACUUGGGUAAUUUUCCCCAAAAAUAUUAUAAAUACAAAAAGGGAACGAGGUCGAGAAAGUCGAUCAUUUGGAGGGCGGCUCGAGGCGAUAUUGAGUACUUUAGAUCGACUAGCAAAUACUAAAUACUAGUAAAUGUAUUUAUUUUAGAUAUAAAAAAGGCAAUAAGUGCAUAUUUCCUUUCCCACAACCAUUUUACUUUUCAAACCCACGAUUGAUUUUUUAUGAAAUUAAAAUUUAUUUUAGACCACAUGAAAAUUACUGUCGUAGUUGUCUGCUUUUCAUAGUAUCCCUAGAACAAAAAGCUACAGACAACUGUAGAAUGACUAGGAAGUCCGCGUACAGGCGUAGGUGUCAGGGCUCGGGGUGAUGCUAUGAUGAAGGGCUAACCCUCGAAACGUCAGCGGAAAUAAUAUUUUCACAGAGACGUAAAACAUACCUUUUCAACCUUGUUUUGAUUUCCUUGCUUAAUACGUUUAAGAUGCCAAAAGAGUAAGUAGACAAGAGUUAUUUUUGGAAUUUAGUAUAAACUACCCUGAACCGCCCUCAAGACGUAAAAACACGGCGACUAUUCGAGUUAUCACGAUAUAGCUCGCAGCGGUCAUUUCUGGCACAGUCUAGGAACUGUUGGUAUCACAGGUUGCUAGAUUCUACAACUUUCUUAACAUUAUUAUUAUUUAUAUUACCUGAAUAAAGUGUUUAUACUUA
Nematostella vectensis (starlet sea anemone) is the source of this 4455-nucleotide messenger RNA. RefSeq names its product cGMP-dependent 3',5'-cyclic phosphodiesterase. The transcript is spliced from 34 exons. Lineage: Eukaryota; Metazoa; Cnidaria; Anthozoa; Actiniaria; Edwardsiidae. The coding region runs from base 2 to 2752 and encodes 916 amino acids. Gene Ontology annotation, molecular function: protein homodimerization activity; 3',5'-cyclic-AMP phosphodiesterase activity; 3',5'-cGMP-stimulated cyclic-nucleotide phosphodiesterase activity. Gene Ontology annotation, cellular component: mitochondrial outer membrane; nucleus; mitochondrial matrix. Gene Ontology annotation, biological process: cGMP catabolic process; negative regulation of receptor guanylyl cyclase signaling pathway; regulation of mitochondrion organization. The record is from RefSeq and is a predicted model, not a curated record.